AUGCAGUUUUUAAAAUGGAUCGAGCUCGCGCUCAUCGCGGCUCUCACCCCCCAGGCGCUGGCUCAGGUCGGGAAUGCUCACGACCGCAACGGCAGCCCCCGCCACAGAAUCGCCCACCAUGCCGGGCAGCCCGCUUCAGCCCGCCAGCCUACACACGACGGUGCACCGGUGCUCGCAGGGACCCCGCCCAAUUCCGAUUGGGUACAGUUCGACGACCACGAGAGUGCGCGUGAGCGUAGCGACAUUAUCCAAAAGGCUUUCAGUCGACACAGGCCCGAGCCUGUACACGACGGCACGUCCCUGCUCUCACCGAACCACGUGUAUUCGGAUACACACGCCCCGAGGCCUCGUGGCCUCCAAGCUCGCGGGGAAGAAAGGAUCCAGUCGCUCACGCACCGCCACGACGGGCAGAGCGACAGCGACACGGACAGCGACGACAGCGAUGAUGAGCGCCGCAGCACUCGGCGGCGUACAAAGGCGCCAGUCGGACAGCAGAAGGGAGCGACUCGGCAGACUUUGAACAAGCCGCCGAGCUCGGGUAAUGUCGGGGGCGCCAAACCUCUCAGCCGUCGCCAUGGCGGCAAUGCCAUCAACGCCGACCAUGCCGCCCCCAGUACCGGUGGUCGGGGCGUGCACCGUGACCUUAUUAGCUACGGCCCUGGUCACUCCGCACCCCCUUUGUCGCCGACCCAUAACAUCCAUGGCGUGCCCCUCGAGAGCUCGCCUGAUGACGACAUCGAGACUGAGAGUCACAAGGGCUCGUCCGGCCGCAAACCCAGGACUUUCCACGCCUAG
Molecule: messenger RNA, 795 nt
Organism: Pyricularia oryzae 70-15
Lineage: Eukaryota; Fungi; Ascomycota; Sordariomycetes; Magnaporthales; Pyriculariaceae
Exons: 1
Coding region: 1-795 (264 amino acids)
Source: RefSeq, a predicted model, not a curated record